GACGGAGGAUGCAGCUGCCCAGGAGAUGUCGCCAAAGCGUUUGGAGCCGGUGCUGACUUUGUCAUGCUUGGAGGAAUGUUUGCAGGCCAUGACCAGUGUGCUGGAGAGAUUAUGGAAAAGAAUGGCAAGAAGGUGAAACUCUUCUAUGGAAUGAGCUCUGAUACAGCCAUGAAGAAGCAUGCAGGAGGGGUUGCUGAAUACAGGGCUUCGGAGGGCAGAACUGUGGAGGUACCAUACAGAGGGGAUGUGGAGCACACCAUCCUGGACAUCCUUGGGGGGCUGCGCUCCACCUGCACCUACGUGGGAGCUGCCAAGCUCAAGGAACUGAGCAGGAGAACAACGUUCAUCCGCGUCACCCAGCAGCACAGCCAGGUCUUCUCUUAG
Messenger RNA from Acanthisitta chloris (rifleman), 384 nucleotides. RefSeq names its product GMP reductase 1-like. The record is from RefSeq and is a predicted model, not a curated record. Lineage: Eukaryota; Metazoa; Chordata; Aves; Passeriformes; Acanthisittidae. The transcript has 3 exons. The annotation marks the transcript as partial. Gene Ontology annotation, molecular function: catalytic activity.